Messenger RNA from Acaulospora colombiana, 1488 nucleotides. Lineage: Eukaryota; Fungi; Glomeromycota; Glomeromycetes; Diversisporales; Acaulosporaceae. The record is from the annotation of a GenBank genome assembly.
AUCUGUAAACAUCUUCGCAACGUUAUUGAUGGCUCAAUUGAACUCCAGCUACGCAUUACACUGGUUAUUGAUGGGUGGCUACUUGCCUACCGGGGCACGGGACCAUCAAAAGACAUUAUAGAUUACCAGAAGAGGAGGCGAGAACACAUGGAGCAAAUGAACUAUUCCGAUAGUUGGACAUCGAAGUCCGAAAUAACUGGCCAGUUCGAGGUUUGUGACGGCAUUUUGGCCGAAAGUGUUGAUAUCAAUGAAGAGAGGAGGACAUUCAGAAGUGUUCGCUACCAGGAAAUCGUCUCUCCACGACAAAAGAAUAACCCCUGGAAGAAGGAAUGGGAAGAUUUAGGGAUGGAGAUUACAGACUUUUCCUUCUGGGCACAUGCUGAUUUACAAAUGUUGAUGGAACCUCGAGACGAUAAUACGACCCGUCGAAUCCAUUUCCGUACAAUUUCUACAAAUGCCAUACACCCCGAAGCCAAAUCUCCUUAUCUCGAUCUAUAUCAGUCCGACUGUCCCGUAUGGGAAAAGUGUAACACCGUUGCAUUUGAGGACCGUGUUGUGUUUCACUUUACAGAUACACAAGACGAUGUUCGUCGUGCCGCUGGAUUAGUAUUGGACUGCUUUGAAGGAGUGAUAAGCAUGGAUUAUAUGCCCAUUGCAGACCUUGCCUUCUUGUCCAGGGACGAGGUGCUGCUUUUGUUCAACGGGGAGGAUGAAGAGGACAAGGUCACGCUCGGCGUCUACUCUGUACCCUUGAAGCGCAUCGUCUGUCGAUGUAGAUUCCCAUUCGCUUAUUUACCUUACAUAGCGUUCUUCCUGACAAGACCCGAAUCCCGUUUUGGGGAGAAAUGCCCCUCCUCCAUGGCAAAAAUGGUCAUGCCCGAUCCAAUAGUCAAUAUCCUAGGUAUCAGUUUUCACCUGAAGCCGGGGGAUCGUAGCUACUGCUGUGUGGUGCUUUCCGUGGAUGCCUUCACGAGGACUUAUCAAUCCCUUUUGGAGAAGUAUCCCGAUCGGGAAGUGUUCGACUGGGAAGAAUGGGGACCAUCUACGACGAGAUGGCUACCUUAUUACGAUAUCAAUCAUGCAGGGAACCCCAAUAUAUUUGGGUCCCGAAUGCUUACUUGGGGAAGGGCCAAUGCUAUAGAUCCCAGGUCUUACGAUGACCUCAAUCUUUUACUCCUGGACUUCAACCCGCGACCGAUUCGGAAAGGGGCCGUCACGACCAUCGAAGAGAGAUAUCAUGUAUUGGUGGUUGAUCAGGAGACAUUAUGGGUAGAUCCACACGGGCAAUUUACUGUCACGUCAAGCUUACCGUACCGAGCCUUUGUUACUUCGUGGCUUCCACGGCAUUCUUACUUUCGUUUCGACGGGAGUACUAUCAUGGGCCGAGGAUACAAGGAAUAUGGAUUUUAUUCUUUUCUCCCCCUACAAGACGAUGCGACUGACAAGAUUGACGAGGCAUUGGAGGAUAUAAACUUAUCGGCCUACUAG